AUGGCUGCUCCUCCUCGACCCGGGAAUGGGUUGAUGCGUCCUCCGCCUUCCGCUGCAGCCUCACUUCGAGUGCCUCCUCAGAAAGCCCUCCCAAACACUUCAAUGGCGCCCACUUCGUCCAUCAUGCCACCUGGGAAGCAGGUCUCCCGCAAGGUCAUACUGGAACCCGGCCAUUCACCACUUGACUGGGCCGCGCUCACCACUGAUCCGAAUGCCCGACUACGGGGUAAAGAUGCCCCAGAAACUCUGAUCAAAGUGACACCACAGCAGCUCAAGCGGCAAAACGGCAGAAAGGGAAAAGAUGCAUGGACCGUGUACAAUGGGAAGGUGUAUAAUAUCUCUCCGUACGUACCCUUUCACCCGGGAGGUGCCGGAGAAAUCUUGCGAGGUGCAGGCAAGGACUCGGUCAAGUUGUUUAUGGAAGUCCAUCCCUGGGUCAAUUGGGACGGUAUGCUGAGCGAAUGUCUGGUUGGUAUCUUGGUUGGGGAGGAGGACGAAGUUCAGCGCUCCGCAGGCAAGACGAACAAUCUAGAUGACAUGGAUUGA
Exophiala aquamarina CBS 119918 is the source of this 546-nucleotide messenger RNA. RefSeq lists its product as uncharacterized. The record is from RefSeq and is a predicted model, not a curated record. The coding region runs from base 1 to 546 and encodes 181 amino acids. Lineage: Eukaryota; Fungi; Ascomycota; Eurotiomycetes; Chaetothyriales; Herpotrichiellaceae. The transcript has a single exon. Gene Ontology annotation, molecular function: heme binding.